GCCUUCUUCCUUCUCACUAGCUCAUUCGGCCAUAUGGUCGUCGCUGGACUGCCCAACGCCGAUAUUGCCGGUGCUGUUGUGAAUCUUCUUUUCGUCAUGAUGUUUGCGUUUAAUGGUGUCCUUGCUGGACCAAAGCAACUCCCCGGCUUUUGGGUCUUCAUGUAUCCCGUCAACCCUUUCACGUACAUCGUUGAAGGCUUCCUUGGGAUGACCCUUGCCAGCGCCCCUGUUACUUGUGCCGACAAUGAGAUCCUCACUUUCCAUGCCCCUAAGGGAAGCACUUGUGCCGAGGAUAUGUCCGACUAUAUCAACAUGGCUGGUGGACAACUGGUCAAUUCUAGUCAAUACGAUUCCGAAUGUUCUUACUGCCCCAUCGCCGACACAAAUGCGUUCCUGGCCAGCAUUAGCGUUGACAGGGCCCAUAGGUGGAGGAACUCUGGCCUGUGGUGGGUGUACAUUGUUUUCAACAUCGUUGCUACCACAAUUUUCUACUGGUUGGCUCAUGUGCCUAAGAACUGCAAGAUUAACAAGGAGUAGCUGGUAACCUAAGGUCUUGUCUUCUGUUCCUUUUGCCGUUUCAUUUUACCUCUCCUAGUCAUCUAUCACAGCCAUUGUCUUUCAUUGAUGGAACCAUGACAAGACAUACCUGGAGAAGGCCACAUCCGCAUCUUUAAUAUUUUGUCUUACAUUCUUUGCUUUAGAUAUUUUCUCCAUGCCUGAUUGUCUAGACUAGUUUCCAUUCUCUAUAGAGUUACAUUCUUGCGU
Fusarium vanettenii 77-13-4 is the source of this 765-nucleotide messenger RNA. RefSeq lists its product as uncharacterized. Gene Ontology annotation, cellular component: membrane. The transcript is spliced from 2 exons. Gene Ontology annotation, molecular function: ABC-type transporter activity. Bases 34 to 537 code for a protein of 167 amino acids. Lineage: Eukaryota; Fungi; Ascomycota; Sordariomycetes; Hypocreales; Nectriaceae. The record is from RefSeq and is a predicted model, not a curated record.